This is a messenger RNA of Pseudonaja textilis, 3284 nucleotides long. RefSeq names its product sulfite oxidase (gene SUOX). NCBI's taxonomy places the organism in Eukaryota, Metazoa, Chordata, Lepidosauria, Squamata, Elapidae. Gene Ontology annotation, cellular component: mitochondrion. Gene Ontology annotation, molecular function: molybdenum ion binding; heme binding; molybdopterin cofactor binding. Gene Ontology annotation, biological process: sulfur compound metabolic process. The record is from RefSeq and is a predicted model, not a curated record.
GGGCGGGCGCUGAGUCUCGAGAAGGUCCCGGGUUCGGCCCGAAGAGAAAGGAGCCCGCGGAGGAAUCGAGCUCGGAAUCCCAGCGGCGUUUCGGAGCAGCGGAUUUCCCGAGUGGAGUUUGGGGUUUGGGGAAGAUGUUGCUGUCCAGAUCCAGCGGAAAUGGUUUCUGUACCCUUCAACAAACAUACCGGUUAAGAGACAUGACUUGGAGGAACUGCCUUCCCACUUAUUGGGUGCGGCUUCCGUUCUGUGCCCACAGCACUUGGAAUAAUGCUGGCAGCAGGAGGCGCAGGCUGAUGGUAGCUGCGGGAGCAGGCCUGGGUGUGUCUAGCAUCUUGGUUUAUGGAAAACUCCAUUGGCAGGCAGCCACGGCUGAGCCUCCAACAGCCACACAUAAUGCCUCAUUCCCUCACUUCACCCGAGAAGAAGUGGCCCGCCAUCACAACGAAGCGAAUCGGGUGUGGGUGACUUAUGGCAGUGAAGUUUUUGAUGUCACCGAUUUCUUAGAGCAUCACCCUGGGGGCAAAAGCAAGAUUCUUCUGGCAGCAGGCGGGGCUUUGGAACCCUUUUGGGCGCUCUAUGCCAUGCACCAACAAGAUCAUGUCCGAGAGAUCCUUUGGGAAUAUAAAAUAGGAGAGCUGAGCCCAGAAGAGCCUCCUCUGCCAAGCCCAGAUGACCCUUAUGCCAACGAUCCUCCACGCCACCCCGCCCUCCGAGUCAAUACCCUCAAGCCUUUCAAUGCAGAACCUCCUCCAGAGUUACUGGCAGAAUAUUUUUUGACCCCUAACCAGCUCUUCUUCAAGCGCAACCAUCUCCCAGUGCCAGUUGUGGACCCUGAAGCCUAUCGCCUGUGUAUUCAAAGUCCCUCUGGUCAGAACCUGUUCUUCUCUUUGCAAGAGCUGAAACAGAAUUUUCCAAAAUACGAGGUUACCGCCACCAUACAGUGUGCUGGCAAUCGCCGGGCAGAGUUAAACGCCAUCAAGAAUACCAACCGGCUCGGGUGGAGCGUUGGGGCCAUUAGCAACGCCUGUUGGGGUGGUGCCCGGCUCCGGGAUGUUCUAAUGAAAGCUGGGUAUCAACCAGGGGAUGAGGGCCAUGUCUCCUUUGAGGGCCUGGACACGGAUCAUAGUGGCACUGUAUAUGGAGCCUCCAUCCCUUUUCAGAAAGCCAUGAGUCCGGAUGGGGACGUCCUCUUGGCAUAUGAGAUGAAUGGGGAGGAGCUGCCUCGGGAUCAUGGAUUCCCUCUGAGAGUUAUUGUGCCGGGAGUGGUGGGGGCUCGUAAUGUAAAAUGGCUGGCUCGGAUUACAGUGGGGCCAGAGGAAAGCAAGAACCACUGGCAGCAAAAGGAUUACAAAGGAUUUUCUUCUUCCGUAACCUGGGAGACCGUGGAUUUCUCCAAGGCACCUGCCAUUCAAGAGAUGCCCAUCCAGUCUGCCAUCACUGAGCCAUCUUCUAAGACACCUGUCUCUCCUGGGGAGCUCACGGUGAAGGGCUAUGCCUGGAGUGGUGGGGGCCAGAGGGUGAUCCGUGUAGAUGUCUCCCUGGACGGUGGGAAAAACUGGCAAGAGGCAACGCUAACUGGUGAGGAGCAGCUGCCUGGCCGAGUUUGGGCUUGGAAGCUUUGGCAGCUAGAUGCUUUUGUGCCUCCUGGCACCAAGGAGUUGAACAUUGUCUGCAAGGCUGUGGACACCAGCUACAAUGUACAACCUGAACGUGUGGAACCACUCUGGAACAUUUUGGGAGUACUCAACAGUGCUUGGCAUCGGGUCCGUGUCCCUGUGGCAAAGGAUUGAGAGGACUGACGGCCUAGAAGCAUCUUGGCUUCUUUCUAUAUUUCUGCUGAUGUAGCGACAUUAGCCCCUGUCCCCUGGAGACAAGAAGAAGGGCUGAGUCCUUGAACAGGGGUGACUGUUGGGCUUCUUUCUGGUGACUUCUGGGCUUCUUUCCUCAUUCCCUGUGCAAUUCCUGUGAAUGUAGAAUUUUGGGGCUAAGGCAGGGAUGGGGUGGGCAACUAAGGCCUUUUACAAUUUGUAGGUUUCAACUCACAGAAAUCCUGAGCCAGCCAUGCUGGCUUAGGAAUUCUGGGAAUUGAAGUCCACAUGUUGUAAACGAGCUAUAGUUGCUCACCUCAGUCUAAGGUGUUUAUCUUCUUCUUCUAAGGGUAUGGAGGUCUCAGAACUGUUGAUUGGUCUCCUUCACUUUCUCCUUAACUGAGACUCAUUUUCCUCAGGAAUUUUGGAUUUGGGCUUUUAUACUCUUUAGAAUUCUUUCAGUUGUCAAAAUUACUGAUUUAUUUGUUGGUGGGAGAUCUUUUCUAGGGUUUCCCUCCAAAGAUUAAUUAAUGGUAUUGGAUCACUUGACACUAAACUAAAUAACCCAUCAUUUAAGGAACAUGGCCAUUUUAUUAUCCUGCUUUCUCCAGUGAGAUGCCAACUUUGGCCUUGCCAUAUAAUAUAGGAAAAUUUGAUAUUUCUCCCACCGUAAUACUGGGGAGUAUUGGAAAUUUAGUAUUUUCCUUUAAAGACCUGGGAGCCUUGUCCCACAUCGAGUCUGCCAAUCAGUUCUUGCUGCAUGAACACACCACAGCAACUCUUCUUGUAGGCUAUUAUUCUGGGCAAGUUUUGUGGUCACCUAGAACCCAUAAUAUUGGAGUAAGAAACCUGAUGUUCCCAGUUGCUUUGAUCUGCUCUCAAAAAACACAGACUUGCCUGGCUUAGUGGUUUCCCCUCUGUAUUUCAAAUGUUGGUGUGUUGUAACCUUUGUCAACAUGCCUUCAUUAAGUUUGCUGCUAUAAUUUUAUUUAUUUAGUAAAAAAACUUUAGACAGCUGUCCAACUCACACAGAGAUGACUUCGAGUGACUUAACAAAAGUUUUAAAAAUCCACCAUGUAACAAAACCCACCGCAGCCCCAUGGCAGCAACAAGACAAUCAAAUCAGCCAUUUGAUUGUCUCCAUCUUCCAUUCAUGGUCCUCAGGCCUGCUAACAAAGCAGCAAGCUGGGGAUCACCCAUACCUUUUGGGGAAUAAUGUUCCAUAAAGAAGGGAUCACCAGAGAGAAGGCUCUGUUUUGUGGUCCUAUCAGAUAAUAAUCCCUAAUUGAUGGGACCUCUGACAUGCCCUGCCUUUCUGUUCUAGUGGGCUGGUGUAAUUUCUUGGUUUUUGUUAGUUCACCUCCAGAUUCUUACUGCUGAAGUAAGAGCUAAUUUCUCAUUCUGAACGUAAAAUAAGUUUGGUUGUCCCAGAUAUAAAACUGAAUAGGAUUCUUGAGCCACUGGCAUUCUGGG